AUGUCCUGGACGAGCACGACAGGGUCAACUACCACCAGCGUGACCAGCAUGUCUGAGACAAGCACGACGUUGUCGACGAGCACGUCGGAGUCAAGCUUGACCACGUUGACGAGCACCAGCGAGACAAGCACAACCAGUGUGACAAGCGUGACAGGGACCAGCGCGACAUCGUUGACAAGCACGACAGGCACCAGCGCAUCAACGCUGACAAGCACCACGGAGUCGAGCACGACCACGUCCUCGAGCACCACAGAGACCAGCACGUCUUCUGUGACGAGCGCGUCGGAGACGAGCUCGACGUCCUGGACGAGCACGACAGGGUCAACUACCACCAGCGUGACCAGCAUGUCUGAGACAAGCACGGCCUCGUUGACGGGCAUGUCGGAGUCAAGCUUGACCACGUUCACGAGCACCAGCGAGACCAGCACACCCAGUGUGACAAGCGUGACAGGGACCAGCGCGACAUCGCUGACAAGCACGACAGGCACGAGCACCUCGACGCUGACAAGCUCAACGGAGUUGAGCACGACCACGGCUUCGAGCAGUAUUGCCGUGAGCAGUGCCACUGCGAGCAGCGCAGCGGGGACGACCUCUAUUGUGAGCACGUCUCCUGCGACCUCCGUUGUUGCUACCACCAGUGUCUCCACCUCUACAGCGACAAGCAGUACCACCGUAAGCAGCACCACUGCAACUGCCGCCGCUACUGUUUCCGCCACCACCGUCUCCACCACGGAGGGUAGUAGCACCACUGGAACGAGCUCCACGGUGAGCACGACAUCUGCGAGCAGCACCGUGAGCACCACCACUGCAACGAGUUCAACCACCACUGCCUCCAAAGCCACCGUCUCCACCACCACGGAGACGAGCAGUGCCACUGCGAGCAGAACCACCAAGACGAGUUCAACGGUGAGUACGUCCCCUGCAAUGUCCACUUUCUCUAAAACCAGCGUCUCCGCCACUACAGCGACAGGCAGCAUCACCACCGUGAGCAGCACCACCACCACUGUUUCCACCAACAGCUUUUCCAUCAGCACCACCAGGACGAGCUCAACCACCACUGCCUCCACGACCACGGAGACGACCAGAACAAUUGUGAGCAGUGCCAGCGCGAGAAGCACCACCAGAACGAGCUACAUUGUGAGCACGACCUCUGCAACGUCCACUUUCUCAAAGACCAGCGUCUCCACAACUACAGUGACGAGCAGCACCACUGCAACGAGCUCAUCCAGCACUGCCUCCAAAACCUCCGUCUCCACCACCACGGGGACGAGCAGCACGACUGUGAGCAGUGCCAGCGCGAGCAGCACCACCAGGACGAGCUCUACGGUGAGCAUGACCUCUCCAACGUCCACUUUCUCGAAGUCCAGCGUCCCCGCCACUACAGCGACAGGCAGCAGCACAACCGUGAGCAGCACAAUUUCAACGAGCUCCACCACCACGGUUUCCACCAAUAGUUUUUCCAUUAUUGCACCGACGAGCAGCACCACCGUGAGCAGCACCACUGCAACGAGCUCAACCACCAAUAGCGUCUCCACCACUACGGAGACGAGCAGUACAACUGGGAGCAGAGCCACCGUGAGCAGCACCACCGACUCAACGGGGAGUGCGACCUCUGCAACGUCCACUUUCUCCAUGACCAGCGUCUCCCCCACUACAGCGUCGAGCAGCACCACCGUGAGCAGCACCACUGCAACGAGCUCAACCACCAUUGUCUCCAAAACUACCGCCUCCACCACCACGGGGACGAGCAGCACAGCUGUGAGCAGUGCCAGCGAGAGCAGCACCACCAGGACGAGCUCCACGGGGAGUGCGACCUCUUCAACGUCCACUUUCUCAAAGACCAGCGUCUCCGCCCUUACAGCGACAGGCAGCAGUACCACCGUGAGCGGCACCAUUUCAACGAGCUCCACCACCACGGUUUUCCUCAACACCUUUUCCACCACCACUACAGCGACGAGCAGCACCAUCAUGAGCAGUGCCAGUUGGAGCGGCACCACCGUGAGCAGGACCUUUGCCGCAAGCUCCACCGUGAGCAAGACCUCUGCAACGUCCACCGCACCGCUCUCCACCACAACAAUUCCAUUCACCGGCGUCUCCCCAGUCACAUCGACGCGCAGUGCCAUCGCCAGCAGCGCCGCCGCAAUGAACUCCACCGUCAGCUCGACCUCGGGCACCUCAAGCACAACCAUUAGCUCACCCAAUUACACGGGAACAUCAGCGACGAGGACGUUCACGCCCAUGUCCACGUCCCCGACGACGGCAACGGCCGUACCCGUCACUUACAGCCCGACGACGCUCUCCACGACGCCUUUGUCCACGGCCUCUUCGUUUUUUACACACAGUGCAGGAUCAACUUUUCUGAUACGCGCGGUGGCAGCAGGUAAUUCGAGCCUGCAUGUGUUGCACACGACGGGUUUCAACAUCGGUGACACCAUUUCGAUCGAUGGUGACGGCAACAGCGAGACGGGAGUAAUUGAUCAAAUCAUUGAGAACAUCCGGGGUUCUCGCGCCUUGUCGGCGUCGACGGGCAGCGGAGUGAUCGUGUUGUUCCACGGCUUGACACACGGUUACCCGGUUGGCUCCAGCGUCAUGGUCCUGAGCACCACUACAGUUACGUCCACGACGCUGGCGAGCUCAACCCCUACGACGACAAGUGCACCAACGUCUGCAACAAGUGCAACAUAUUCGUCCACAGCAACGUCCCCACGCGCCUCGAGCACAUUUACCUCCACGUCCACGACAGUGGAAUUGCUACCACCAGGUUUUCACGACAUAAUCAACGUGGACGUCGAAAUCAACCUCGACAUUAACGUCAACGCCAACAACGUCGUCACCACCACGACCACCACCACCACCACCAGCACAUCUGUGGGUUCCAUCGCUACACAUAUCACGUUUACGUCCACAUACACCGCCUCCGCGACCACGAUCACGUCGGUGACCUCCGCGAAGGAGCCAUUAGCAUUCACGUACACAUCGACGUCCACAUCUUCGCCCACACACACAUCUCACACGAGAUUGUCAUCGAUCACGCCCACAUUCACCACCUCAUAUGCAAGCACACACAUGGUUACAUCUGGGUUCACAUCUAGUUCUGCGUCCACAACAGUGGCCACAACCAUACCGCCCAACUACAGCCCGACGACACCCUGCCCGACGCCCACCACCACGACCACCACGACCACGAGCACAUCUAUGGGUUCUAUCGCUACACAUAUCACGUCUACGUCCACAUACACCGCCUCCGCGACCACGAUCACGUCGGUGACCUCCGCGAAGGAGUCAUUGACAUUCACGUACACAUCGACGUCCACAUCUUCGCCCACACACGCAGUUCACACGAGAUUGUCAUCGAUCACGCCCACAUUCACCACCUCGUAUGCAAGCGCACACAUGGUUACAUCUGGGUCCACGUCUAGUUCUGCGUCCACAACAGUGGCCACAACCAUACCGCCCAACUACAGCCCGACGACACCCUGCCCGACGACCACCACCACGACCUCUUCGUUUAUGGCACAUGAUACAUGGGGGUCGACUAUAACGAUAGCCGCGGUGGCAGCAGGUGAUUCCGGCCUGCAUGUGUCGUCAACGUUGGGUUUCAAUAUCGGCAGCACCAUUUCGAUUGAGGGUGACGGCAAGAGCGAGACGGGAGUAAUUGAUCAAAUAAUUAACAGCAUCAGGGGUUCCCGUGCCUUGUCGGCAUCGACGGGCAACGGAGUAAUCGUGCUGUCCCACAGCUUGACAAACGCUUACCCAGCUGGCUCCAGCGUCAUGGUCUUGAGCACUACCACAGUUACGUCCACGACGUUGGCGAGCUCAACCCCUAUGGCGGCAACGGCGUCAACGCCUUCUGCGACGGCAGGUUCCGAGUCCACCACGCAGAUGACCACGUCCGCCAUCACAGGCUCCACAUCUUUGAGCACGGGGACCGCGACGUCAACGACGGCCGCAGUCCCUCGCGGCGUGGAAGUGCCUCAGCUGGGCGAGGAUGACCCCGUGGUGGCAUCCAUGCUCGUGGUGGGUGUCCUCAUAGGUGCCCUGGUCGGUCUCCAGGUCCACCUCUACCGUGCCGUUCGCAGGCGCCAUCGCGGGCAGCGGGCCGUGGCCCCUGGGGGCGGCGCUGGGGCUCCUCCCGAGAAAGAGGAGCCCGCAGGCUCUCUGUUCCUUCGCAGGCCUCAGCCUCACUUCAAGGUCCCCCCUCUGGCGCGCGAGUCCGACCUGUAUCUGGAGGACAUGGAGGACAGCCUCUUUCAGGCGGCGUGGAGCGGAGUGGAGCGGUGGGCGCACGUGGUCCCAGGCGUCGGCGUGGACCACCUCUCUGCCUCCGACGACCCGUCUGCACCACUUGACUCGCUCUGCAUCGCCUCGAUGUCGCCCGACGACUUCGUGGCGCCCGACGAUCGGAAGCUGCGAUUCAAACGGCUCUGCGACGCCAAAUCGCUGCUGCUCAACUACGAAAGCAGCCGUGGCGCUCCGGUGGUUCCUAGCUUCGACAGUGGGGGCGCAGCCGGCCAGGCUCUCGCCUGUGCUCAGGGGCGCGGCAAGGGGGCGCGCAAGGGCACGGCGGUUGCCAGCCGCGCUCUCGUGCAGUCCGCCCUGGACGAGGCCGCGCCCGAGCGUGUCGAGUUGUCGCGGGCUUCCCGCCCUGGAAGCUCCGCGGGCCCCUGCGACUCGGACUUUGAUUCCGAGGGCCCCGCGGAGGUCCGCGCCUUUCUGGCGGAUCGGAUCUCGGACGAGGCCUUGCACGGAAUCGCCCAGGCCGCUCAACGGCCUGUGUCGUCUGAGCAGGACGCGUCCGCGGAGGUCGAGGUGAUCGCGCGGGGCGUCGUGGACGCGACGGGCGACUUCUUUGCGGUGGCGCGCGCUGACACCGUGGCCCCUUGA
Prorocentrum cordatum is the source of this 4884-nucleotide messenger RNA. The record is from the annotation of a GenBank genome assembly. NCBI's taxonomy places the organism in Eukaryota, Dinophyceae, Prorocentrales, Prorocentraceae.